AGAGACGCAACGCUUCUCCUCUAUCGCAUUGGAUCUGCCUCACUGAAUCUCAUACUCAACCCACUAUACCAAAUCGACGACUCUAUUCCUGUAGAUUGUGAAGGUCGGAGCGAGAUCUGAAGCGCUUCUACAAUCUCUCAAUACCACACGAACAAUCGCCUUCUUCUACGACCUUCAGGAUUGAUGAUCUCUUUGUUGCCUUAAUGGCCGUUAAAGUGCACUAGAGUUGCCCACCCUAUGCAUUGGUGGUGCUGCCUGCCGAGAUUAGCACAUUGGAAACUUCUGCAAUGUUCUUAAUAUCUGUAACAGAAGGAAAUGGUGUUUAGUAAAAUUGCUGAAGUAAUUUCUGCUGCGUCUAGUCAUUUGUCACCCACUAAGUCUUCUGUUCCAUAUAUGUCUCCUGCAUUGUCACCGCCGAAGAGUAAAGGUUCUAAUGGUUUUGAUUUUGCAAAUAUUGGGAACAAGAACAGCUUGCGUCUUUCCUCAUCUCUCCAGGAUUUUUCAUCAUAUCUUCGGCAUGAUCUGGAAGAAGGAGAUCUUAAUGCUGGAAUUAAUAGGAGUGUGGCCCACACGAAACAGUCUUUACAGAGAGAAAAUGCUGGGUCAAGUUUCUCGAAGGAGAAGGCUUUGCCCGGUGGGACUACCACAUUUCUGCGCCGAAAGUGGGUGAGAAUGUUUGUGGUUUUCUUGUGUCUACUUUUGUUUGCUUUCCUGAUAUAUGUCGUUUCAAUGUAUAUUCAUUCAAUCUGGGGUCGAGGGGCAUCCAAAUAUUAUGUUGUUCUUGAUUGUGGAAGUACUGGAACUCGAGUUUAUGUGUAUCAGGCAUCAAUUGAUCAUAAGAAAGAUGGCAGCCUCCCUAUUGUUAUGAAAUCAUUCACAGAAGGUAUUUCUAGAAAACCUAGUUCACAGAGUGGACGUGCAUAUGAUCGGAUGGAAACUGAACCUGGCUUUCAUAAGUUAGUGCACAACAGAUCUGGUUUGAAGGCUGCCAUAAAUCCACUUGUUCGUUGGGCCAAGAAGCAAAUCCCUGACUAUGCCCAUAAGGAUACCUCUCUUUUCCUGUAUGCUACAGCUGGUGUCCGCAGGCUGCCAAGUGCAGAUUCAAAAUGGCUUCUAGACAAUGCUUGGUCCAUAGUAAAGAGUUCACCCUUCUUGUGCCAAAGAGAGUGGGUUAAUGUUAUCAGUGGAAUGGAAGAAGCAUACUAUGGGUGGACAGCCCUCAACUAUCGCACUCAUGUGUUGGGAGCCACACCGAAGAAGGCAACAUUUGGUGCACUUGACUUAGGUGGAUCAUCAUUGCAAGUUACGUUUGAGAAUGAGCAACAUCAGCAUAAUGAGACCAACAUAAACCUUAGAAUUGGAGCUGUUAACCAUCAUCUCAGUGCCUAUUCUCUCCCAGGUUACGGUUUGAAUGACGCCUUUGACAAAACUGUGGUUCGUCUGUUAAAGAAGCUCCAAGAUAGCUCCAAUACAAAUCUUGUCAAUGGCAAGAUAGAAAUUAAGCAUCCUUGCUUGAACUCUGGCUACAAGGAAGAAUAUACUUGUGCAAUGUGUGCAACUAAUGAUCAAGAAAAUGGGAGUCCUGUAAUUGGAGGGAAAAAAUUGGAUAAAGGUGGAAAGUCUGGGAUUUCUGUGCAGCUCAUUGGUGCUCCAAAUUGGGAAGAAUGCAGUGCACUUGCAAAAGUUGCUGUCAAUUUGUCUGAAUGGUCAAAUCUAAACCCAGGAAUUGAUUGUGAUUUGCAGCCUUGUGCCCUUUCUGAUAGUCUUCCUCACCCUAAUGGCCAGUUCUAUGCUAUUUCUGGUUUCUUUGUUGUAUAUCGUUUUUUCAAUCUCUCUUCAGAUGCUGCACUUGAUGAUGUACUGGAAAAGGGUAGAGAGUUCUGUGAAAAAACUUGGGAAGUAGCAAAACAUAGCGUUGCUCCUCAGCCCUUUAUUGAACAGUAUUGCUUUAGGGCACCGUAUAUAGUAUCAUUAUUGAGGGAGGGCUUGCACAUUACAGAUAGUCAGAUUAUUGUUGGUUCUGGAAGUAUUACAUGGACAUUGGGUGUUGCCCUGUUGGAAGCUGGAAAAUCAUUUUCAACUAGGUUGGGCCUUCACAGCUAUGAAAUACUGGAGAUGAAGAUAGAUCCAAUAAUUCUUAUUGGCAUUUUGUUAAUUUCAUUAAUUCUUCUUGUUUGUGCUUUAUCAUAUGUUGGCAAUUGGAUGCCCAGAUUUUUCCGGAGGCCAUAUCUCCCUCUGUUACGGCAUAACAGUGCAACACCCUCAUCUGUUCUUAACAUCCCAUCUCCUUUCAGGCUCCAGCGCUGGAGUCCCAUCAGUUCUGGGGAUGGAAGAGUUAAGACACCUCUGAGUCCUACAGUUAGUGGCUCCCAGCAAAGACCCUUUAGCUUGGGACAUGGUCUGGGUGGAAGCAGCACCCAACUCAUGGAGUCUUACUUGUACCCAUCGACCAGCAGUGUUUCACAUAGUUAUUCCUCAAAUAGCUUGGGGCAGAUGCAGGUUGACAGUAGUAGCAUGGCUUCCUUCUGGUCUCCCCACAGAAGUCAGAUGCAGUUGCAAAGUAGGCGUUCACAAUCACGAGAAGACCUGAAUUCCUCUCUAGCUGAAGCUCACAUGGUGAAGGUUUAGGGAGUGCUUCUCAGAAGUUUUGGUAUGCUCAUUACUUUCUUCACCAAAUUACAUUUUCCAUAUGGGAAAAGAACGUGAAAAGAGAUUUCAGUUAUACUCAAUUCUCGAAAUUCUUUUUUGUACCAUACGAAAUUUGUCACGUCAUCACUUCAUACUUCAAAUGCAUUACUGCUUCUGACCUCUCGAUUGAAAACUAAAAAGGGACAAUAUUGUUUCAUGCAUUUCCUUACCUCUCAAUUGUAGUGUCUAACAUUCUAUUAAUCCAGUCCUAAACAUUUACUUAAAAUAAUACAAAAUAAAAGCAAAUGCUUAUUAGUAUGGCUUCUGGAUCUAGUGUGUUUAGUUUUUCUUAUUUUGUACUUGAUCUAUAACGCAUGACAUUGCACUUAUUCCAGAUGUUACUGGCGUUACAGAACUUAAUAUCAAGGGGGAUGACUCUAGGCUAAUGACGAGAUUGGUCUGACCAUUGAUUCCAACAGAUCACACACAUCCAGGAUUCUGAUACUUAUUAACUGGCUUCCUCAUCCAGUUUAACCGCGCAUUUCUUGAGGUUCCAAGCCAUGGCUAUGACUUGAGAUUCUCACUCACAUCAGACAACCCCUACAAGUUUACAUCUUCAAGCAUUUCAGAACUAAUCAAUGACGGGCCUGAUGACUGUUGUUACCUGAAGCAUCUCUGUGAUAAUACAGCUUAAGAGUAAUGUUUUUCCUUAAUUCUUUUGGCAUUACUUAGCCUACCGACUACACUCUUUUGCAUUAGAUUUUGAGGGACAGGGUGAAGAAUUAGUUGCAAGCAAUGGACAUAAUUUUCCAAGUCUUGUUUGGGAGAAUGAUAGGAACUAUGAAUUACAGGUAGAAUCUACUAGUAUAGUAUAUAUGUUACUGUUACACCGGAAAAUAGAUUGCAUAUCUGGUA
Molecule: messenger RNA, 3543 nt
Organism: Rubroshorea leprosula
Lineage: Eukaryota; Viridiplantae; Streptophyta; Magnoliopsida; Malvales; Dipterocarpaceae
Source: the annotation of a GenBank genome assembly